This is a messenger RNA of Darwinula stevensoni, 568 nucleotides long. The record is from the annotation of a GenBank genome assembly. NCBI's taxonomy places the organism in Eukaryota, Metazoa, Arthropoda, Ostracoda, Podocopida, Darwinulidae.
GCAACCCUUUCAUCCAUGAAAGGUUGAAGGUGAAGUUGCACAACCCUGCGAGGCGCAGAUGGCGGUUCGCCUUCAUCCAAACACGUCACGUGCGUGCCCAUCGACGAUGCCGUCCGACUCGGCGGUUCUCCCGUGAGUCGUCGGGAUGAGUGAGCCCGUGUGCGCCUCGGAUUCGUCCGCGGGGUCGAUGAAGAAGCCCGAGGAGCUGACGGUCGUGGAUGCCCCGGCCGGGGCUCGAGUCGACGAGAUCGACGGGCUGCCAAAGAAUCUCAGAUUCGCUCUAUACGACGCCUUUUUCAUCGUCUAUUCCAUCUUCACGUACCUGCUCGACAUCGGGAGCGACAUAUGGCUCGCGCACAGGUACUACGUGCUGGAGGAUUACGCUUUCUUCGGGUUGACGAUCGGGAUCGUUAUCUUCACCUCGCUGGUGCUCACCGUUCUCAGCUGGGUCUGGUAUAAAGAUGAUGCAAAGGGUGACCCAGUUUCACCGAGAGACUGGCGCCUCCGGAUCCUGCUUCUCCUCCUCCAGCUGGCUCCAGUGCUCAGGGAUUCAUCAGGCCUAGAUUGA